GGUUGAAAUUGAAAAUGCAUGUCGGGAUAGUCAAAGGAGGAAGAAGAGAAAUGUUUUGAUGGAAGUUUUUUCUUUUUUCUAGUUAUGGCAGGACCAACGAAGAAUUUUAUUAGCCAACUCCGGGGCGCAUUUAGUGAAGGAAAUGCUGCUCCCAAAUUAGUUAUUGAUAAAAAGACAAUUGAGCGAACAUGGAAAUUGAUGGACAAAGUGGUAAAACUGUGCCAACAGCCUAGAAUGAACUUGAAGAAUUCACCGCCGUUUAUCCUCGAUAUACUUCCCGAUACUUAUCAUCAUCUACGUCUAAUUAAUACUAAAUACGAAAAUAGUCUACAAAUUCUUAACGAAUGCGAAUAUUUCCGUGUUUUUAUCGACACGUUGCAAGCUAAAUGUAAGAAAGCUAUUAAAGUGUUCAAGGAAGGACGGGAGAGAUUAUUUGACGAAUCGUCAAAUCAUAGAAGACAUUUAACCAAACUCAGCUUAAUAUUUUCUCAUAUGCUGGCGGAAUUGAAAGCUAUUUUCCCCAAUGGAGAUUUUAUCGGGGAUAGCUUUCGAAUAACGAAAAGUGAUGCGGCAGACUGGUGGAAGAAAACGUUCAACAGUAAAACUGUUGUUAGUUGGAAAACUUUUAAAGAUAUGUUAAAUGAGGAUCACCCCACUGGAUCAACUCUUGAAGCUAUGGCCCUGAAAACAACAAUUGAUUUGACGUGUAAUGACUACAUAUCUAUAUUUGAAUUUGAUGUCUUCACAAGACUUUUUCAGCCCUGGCACAAACUACUACGUAAUUGGAAUGCUUUAGCUGUAACUCAUCCCGGCUACGUGGCUUUCUUAACAUACGACGAAGUUAAGGCCCGUUUACAGAAAUAUAAUAAUAAACCUGGAAGUUAUGUGUUCCGAUUAAGUUGUACCAGAUUGGGACAAUGGGCUAUAGGGUAUGUUACACCAGAAGGUCAAAUUUUACAAACGAUUCCUCAAAAUAAAUCGCUUUGCCAAGCUUUACUAGACGGCCAAAGAGAAGGAUUCUACUUGUAUCCGGAUGGCAGACAAGUAAAUCCUGACUUGAGUCAUCUUGUUGAUGAUUUAAGCGAAGAACGAAUAAAAGUGACACAAGAGCAAUAUGAGCUAUAUUGUGAAAUGGGAUCGACUUUCCAGUUAUGCAAGAUUUGCACCGAAAAUGAUAAGGAUGUAAAAAUUGAACCUUGCGGUCAUCUUAUGUGCACUCCUUGUCUAGGAAACUGGCAGGAAACGGAACAUGGAAAUAGCUGUCCCUUUUGUAGAGCAGAGAUAAAAGGAACAGAAUCCGUUACUCUAGAUCCUUUCGAUCCAUCUAAGAUGAGAAAAAAAGAGAAAAAUGACAAAGAUUGUAGACAAACGCCUCCAAGAGAUCAAGACGAUGAGGAGGAAGCAGAUAAUUUUGAAGAUUUGUCACAGUGGCGUGCGUCUCCUCGAAUGGAACAAGCCCCUCAAAUUUUGAAUGGUUCUCCUCAUAAUAUGUCUCCUGCCUCGAACAGACGGGCACCUCCAGUCCCGCCUAGAGCUUCGCCACGAGUCUCUCCCAAAGCUCCAAGACGUCGUCUUCCACCUACACCAAGCAGUGAUUCAGAUGAAGCUUCAGAUGAAUCUUCUAUUCCACCGCCCUUACCGCUAAGAAACGAUCGACCAUCGCAGGAUCAAAAUGAGCAAGAGUCAAGAGGAAAAACAGCAGAAGGCGCUACCGCAUGCCCCGUAACUACAAAAAAGCCAUUACCUCAACCUCGCGGAGUUAUAGAAAGCAGUAAAUCUCUUGAUGCUCACGAUAUUGGAACAACUUACGAUGUUCCGUCUACUGCUCGCUGUGUGCCCGUAAAUCAUAAUGAUAAUGGUCUAAUUCCAAGAGAAGCGGGUGCUUCAAGCAAUCUCUCCUGCAAACAUAAAGUGCCGAGUGAAUACGACUUUCUUCCUAACACGUCAGCAUCGCCGCGUGUUUCAGCAUCAGGAGGAAGCACCGCAAGUUCGACAAACGAACAAGAUGACGAUGAUAACUUAUUAAAUAAGUUAGUCAAAGAAGGCUUCGACAAAAAAGAUGCUCAGAGAGCUCUAUCAGUUGCUAAAAAUGAGAUAAAUUUAGCGAGAGAAAUAUUAAUGGAGUUUGCUACUCGAAAUUAA
Messenger RNA from Dimorphilus gyrociliatus, 2142 nucleotides. The record is from the annotation of a GenBank genome assembly. NCBI's taxonomy places the organism in Eukaryota, Metazoa, Annelida, Polychaeta, Dinophilidae.